This is a messenger RNA of Penicillium taxi, 441 nucleotides long. Its product is annotated as 40S ribosomal protein eS17. Gene Ontology annotation, molecular function: structural constituent of ribosome. Gene Ontology annotation, biological process: translation. The coding region runs from base 16 to 441 and encodes 141 amino acids. Lineage: Eukaryota; Fungi; Ascomycota; Eurotiomycetes; Eurotiales; Aspergillaceae. Gene Ontology annotation, cellular component: ribosome. The transcript is spliced from 3 exons. The record is from RefSeq and is a predicted model, not a curated record.
CAAACAACCGCCAAAAUGGGUCGCGUCCGUACCAAGACUGUCAAGCGCUCUGCCAAGGUCAUCAUUGAGCGUUACUACCCCAAGUUGACCCUCGACUUCGAGACCAACAAGCGCAUCUGCGAUGAGAUCGCCAUCAUUGCCUCCAAGCGCCUCCGCAACAAGAUUGCCGGCUACACCACCCACUUGAUGAAGCGUAUCCAGCGUGGCCCCGUCCGCGGUAUCUCCUUCAAGCUCCAGGAGGAGGAGCGUGAGCGCAAGGACCAGUACGUCCCUGAGGUCUCCGCUCUGGAUGUUUCCCAGACCGAGUCCGGCCAGCUUGAUGUUGAUGCCGACACCAAGGACCUGCUCAAGUCCCUCGGCUUCGACAGCCUCAAGGUCAGCCUUGUCUCCGUCAGCCAGCAGCAGGUUGCCGAGCGUCCCCGCCGCUUCGGUCCCCGCUAA